Messenger RNA from Spinacia oleracea (spinach), 1316 nucleotides. RefSeq names its product E3 ubiquitin-protein ligase RZFP34-like. Bases 93 to 953 code for a protein of 286 amino acids. The transcript is spliced from 12 exons. Gene Ontology annotation, cellular component: nucleus. Lineage: Eukaryota; Viridiplantae; Streptophyta; Magnoliopsida; Caryophyllales; Amaranthaceae. The record is from RefSeq and is a predicted model, not a curated record. Gene Ontology annotation, biological process: protein ubiquitination; ubiquitin-dependent protein catabolic process. Gene Ontology annotation, molecular function: zinc ion binding; ubiquitin protein ligase activity.
CCGCACCCUUUUCCUAUUUCUUCUUCAUUUCCCAACUACACUAUAUUUCUUCGUUUCAAUUAUUUUUAUUGAUCUAAUUAAUCUUGUAAAAUAUGAGCUGCGGAUGUGAUUCUUGUGAUGAGAUGCUAAUAUCGGAUACCCCUGAACAAUUAUUUUUUGAGAAUUCAUCAACUUCUUCUUCUGUUGAUUCCAUGGAGCUUUCAUUUGAAAAUUAUGGUUGUAGGCAUUAUAAGAGAAGGUGUAAAAUCAGAGCACCCUGCUGUAAUGAGAUAUUUGAUUGCAGGCAUUGCCACAAUGAAGCAAAGAAUUCACUCGAAAUCGAUGCUUUGGAUCGACAUGAUAUACCACGGCAUCAUAUUAAAAAGGUUAUAUGUUCCCUCUGUAGCGUAGAACAAGAUGUUCAACAUAACUGUACUAAUUGUGGGAUUUCUAUGGGGAAGUACUUCUGCUCAACAUGUAAUUUUUUCGAUGAUGAUGUCUCUAAGAAACAGUACCACUGUGAAGAAUGUGGAAUUUGCAGGACUGGAGGAAAAGAGAACUUCUUCCAUUGUUCAUCAUGUGGUUGUUGUUAUCCAAAGACUAUGAAGGGUACACAUAAGUGCUUGGAGAAAGCAAUGCAUCACAAUUGUCCUGUUUGUUGUGAGUAUCUAUUCGAUACAACAAAGGAAGUCAGUGUACUUUCUUGUGGGCAUACAAUGCAUUUGGAAUGUGCUCAACAAAUGGAGGAGCAUUAUCAGUAUGCAUGUCCUAUUUGCUUGAAGUCUAUGUAUGAUAUGUCGAAAGUAUGGAAGAAACUCGAUGAAGAGGUCGCUUCCUCACCAUUGCCUGAAGAAUGUCAGAGGAUGGUGCGAAUUCUUUGCAACGAUUGUGAGGUUAAUUCCGAAGUCCAAUACCAUGUGGUGGCACAUAAAUGCUUAAACUGUCGUUCCUACAAUACAAAACUCAUACGAUGAGAGUUCAAGUUCACUGAUAGUCAGAUUGUUCAAUGACUGGAAAUGGAAAGAGUGUUACAGGAAUUCUUAGUUCCUAUGUUGCUCUUUCAUAAAACCGUACCAGGGAACACUCGGUAAGAUACCGAGACAACACAAAUUCGUCCACAGAUUCAGGUUCCUUACAUUCAGAAGAAGGGAAUGAGAAAAAGAUCCUUUUCUCCCCUGCUUUGGCCUUGAAAGGCUGUUAUUGUUAAUAUGUCUGCUAAUUUAGGCCUGCAGUUCAUAUUCUGAGCAAGGCUCAUGCUGUAGUUCUUUUCUGUUGAACUUAUUGUUACUUCAAAUCUAUUGGUUCGCAUAUAUUUUAGUGAUUGCAUUGUUCUAUCA